UGGCGGACUGUCUCCACCGAACGGUUUCGAACUUUUCCACUUUGCUUCCUUACUGAUAUUAAAAAGGAUGAAAAGUGACCAGGCGUCCGUGACAAGACUAUUGCAACAGUGGGAUCAUGGAUCCAGGAGUGUUCGAUCAAAGAUUCUUCAUGAUUUUAUCACAGCAAACCAGGGAAAAACUGGUCCAGAACUGGAACUUGAGUUUGCUCAUGCAGCUAGCUUGUUUCUCACGAGGUUGACUGCCUGGUUACGGCUGACAUACAUGCUCGGAACAUGUGUUCAAUUGCAACUUCAGGCGAUCACCAUCUUUGUUGGCUCAUCAAGUGGGCAUAAAUUUUUGGCAGAAUUUUUAGAAGUUGGUGGUGUUUUGACUGUUCUAGAAAUUCUUGGUCUCAAGCAAGCAAAAGAGGAAGAUAAAGCUCAAGCCCUAAAGCUGCUGAUGUGUGUGGCAAACUCAGGUAGAAGAUACAAAGAGCUAAUCUGUGAAAGCUUUGGAAUCAGGGCAGUUGCAGAAUGUCUUGCAAAGUCAAACUCUGAAGAGACUCAGGAUUGUGCACGGAACCUAUUGCAGCAACUUUCAAAUGGAAAUCCAAAAUAUGAAGGACAAGUCUACAAGGCACUUAUUGCCCUGUUAAAGUGUGUGUCUCCAAAGGCUCAGCAGAUGGCAGCACAGACUCUUAGAAUAGUACAGCCCAUUGUGGGAGCAGCCAAUCCUACCAUAGUAGAACCAGUGUUGAUGUUGCUGAGAUCGCUUCACCUGGAGGUUCAGUAUGAAGCCUGCGAGCUGAUCAAAGAGCUCAUGGAGUAUGAUGUACAGCACUCUUUGCUUAAUGGUCUGGUUGGAUUGUUGAAACCAACCAAGGAAGAAAUCAAGGACAGCUCAGAAGCGACAUUGUCAGAUCCUGAUGCACCUCAGCUCCAGGCCCCUCUCCCUGUGUUUGUCCAGCAGGCAGCAGCUGCCAAGAUGAUUGGAAUCCUCGCGAAAGAAUCGCCCAAAACAGCAGAAAGUCUUGUCCAACUUCGAACUAUUCAUGGUCUUCUUUUCGCCAUGGGAAACACUCUGCAUGCUGACAGUCAAAGACAAGCGGGAAUCGCUCUUGAGUUUUUUGUCCGAUCUUAUCCUCUUGUGAACGACCGUGUUCGCGAGGCACUUGGCGAUACGUUUUAUGAAGAAUUCAUGUCUCAUCCAGACACCAUGUAUGUGAGUAUGACAGCCAUCCAAGCUGAUGUCUUGGUGUCGAACAAAGUCAACAUACCAGGAGUUAUCGAAACUAAAGAAUAACGUGUUUUCGAUGGUGAAAACGUUACAGUUGUGGUUAAAACUGCACGGCAGUGCGUAUUUGUGGUGUAGGCACCAAAAGAACAGGAUCUGUCAAGUCCUUCCUCGUUUGUAAAUAAUCAGUGAUAAACGGUUAUAGGUAAUCAUGAACACAACUAUUCCAGUCUGUGUAUUGAGCUGAAAAUAAAACUUUGAAAUUUCA
Molecule: messenger RNA, 1481 nt
Organism: Stylophora pistillata
Lineage: Eukaryota; Metazoa; Cnidaria; Anthozoa; Scleractinia; Pocilloporidae
Product: armadillo-like helical domain containing protein 1
Source: RefSeq, a predicted model, not a curated record